Messenger RNA from Zophobas morio, 3896 nucleotides. RefSeq lists its product as uncharacterized. The transcript is spliced from 9 exons. The record is from RefSeq and is a predicted model, not a curated record. Lineage: Eukaryota; Metazoa; Arthropoda; Insecta; Coleoptera; Tenebrionidae. Bases 793 to 3852 code for a protein of 1019 amino acids.
UAUGUUGAUAUUUGUUAAGUGAAAAAAUGCAAAGAAUGUGAUGCUAAAAGUUAUUUUAGGCAUUUAGCACUCAUUCGAUUCGAAGACCCCAGUACAGACGUGAGGAUUCGCGCUUGAGCCACCAGUUCGAAUUUCGUUUAGCCUAUUUGUGUUUGUAUACUUGUUUCGUUUAGAAUAUACCUCAUAAAAUUUUAUGAUUAUAUUGAACUUCUGAUGACAGUGUCGCUUUAAUCUACCUGGUUGUUAAUCCAGGAUUAGCAGCUUGUAACAUGGAGUCUGUAUAAUUUGAUGAGGUAUAUCCUAAAUGAAACGAGAGUAUGUGUUGGGGUUGGGUAGGGGUGCUUUCACUAUAAUCUUAAAAAAUAAUACGUGGUCGUGGUCGAAACGGCUGAAAAAAAAAUUAAUUAUUAAAACAUAUUUGUAAGGAUACGCAUGUUUUAUUAUUUGAAAUUGCACGAUUAUUUGAUUUCAGUUGAACAUGGUCACGAUGGUAUCUUGUUAAAUUUUUAAACCAUUCAACCAUUUCAACCGUCAUCAUUUUGGUGGGUGCACUGUCAACCGAAUCGAAUAUUAGCCCUUUCCGUUUCUUGAAUUAAGGAUCACAGUCGCCUGCGUCGGAUCUCUAUCUGUGAGAUGUAUCUUUACUCUUCAUGUUCUCAAAGUCACAAAUACAGUGGAAUCGGGAUUGAGCGGUUGAGUCUCGCUGUGUCAGUCUCAGUAGUCGGCGCUGCAUAAGGCUGUGUGUUAACACACCCUCACCACCAAAUAUGUGAUCGUGUUUGUGAAAGUAAAAUGAGGAACGCAAAAAGAAAAACAAAGAAAAAGGUGAAAAGUGCAAGUGCCAGUGUGAUUUCAGAAACUCAUUGCAGCGAUGCCGGAAGCAGUAGCUCAUUUGAUGUUUUGGCUGCAUCAUCAUUUCCGGUCCGCCGACAACGGUUUAAAGACUGCAACGUGCAGCUGGAUAAAAUCGACGUUGUCAUGGCACAACACAAAAAAACACAAAAUUUUGAAAACUCACUUAUUGCCAAUGACAGUAAUGAUGUGCAUAUCGAUGACGUUUCUUUGGAUAAAUUUGGAGAGGAUGAAUACGAAAUUGUGGUUGAAAACCACAUACGAGAUAAUAUCACCGAUAUAAUAAACAACGUAAAUGUUGUUAACGAAAAUUCUGGAUGUGGAAGUGAAACUAAUAACAGUGCUGAAAUUAAACAAGAUUAUGAACACGAUGAUGAUGAAAUAACGAUAAAAUACGAAGUUAUAGAGAAAUAUGAAACUGACGAAACACAAAAUUUUGAAAACUCACUUGACAGUAAUGAUGUUCAUAUCGAUGACGUUUCUUUGGAUAAAGUUGGAGAGGAUGAAUACGAAAUUGUGGUGGAAAACCACAUACGAGAUAAUAUCACCGAUAUAAUAAACAACCCAAAUGUUGUUAACGAAAAUUCUGAAGUUGGAAGUGAAACUAAUAACAGUGCUGAAAUUAAACAAGAUUAUGAACACGAUGAUGAUGAAAUAACGAUAAAAUACGAAGUUAUAGAGAAAUAUGAAACUGACGGUAAGAAAACAUGUAACAAGUAUCCCAAAAAAAGGAAUUUUUGUAUUUUUUGUAAAACCUUGAAAACGAAUAUUGCCCGACAUUUUGAAUUAGUUCAUGAAGAUAGAGAGGAAGUACAACAAUUUCUACAACUGCCAAAACAAUCCUCAACAAGACUAGGAUUGAUUUCAGCCUUACGGAAGAAAGGCAAUUUUGAGUAUAAUAUUGAAAAUACUGAACAACCUAUUUUAAUUAGGAAAAGACACGCAUUACAGCCAGUACAAAAUCCAAGUGAGUACUAUUUGCCAUGCUCCACCUGCUUUGGUUUUUUUUCACACCAAGCGUUGGCAAGACAUCAUCGAAAAUGUAGUGUACGGAAAAAUCAAGGAACUAGAUCUAUAAAAAGAAAUUCGAGAAUGACUAUUACUAAGGUGCACCAUCUCACGAAUCACGUUCUUAAGAAAAAGAUACUUCCACCAAUGAGAAGAGAUACUAUUUUUAAUACGUUAAUUAAAGACAAAUUAAUAAUUUUAUACGGCAAUUAUUUGUCAUCAAAAUAUACAGGGCAUCAAGAAUACAGGGUUAGAAAUCAUUUAAGAUUUAUUACAAAAUAUUUCACAACAGUUAAAUCGUUAUGUCCCAAAAUACUGUACUUCUCUACAUUAUUCAGACCAACAUAUUUUGAUAUUGCCAUUGACGCCAUUCUAAAAUUAUUAGCAUCUUCCGAUGGAGUAUAUAGAAGUCCAAAAUCAGCGCUACAGUUAGUGCAUAUGCUGAAAGUUUGUUGCAAUGUACUACACUGUCGAUACAUAAAAGAAGAUAAAGUUGAAUUUCAAAAGCGUGUAAAAGAAUUUUUAAAACUUUUAAAUACUGAAGCCCCGACAAGGAUUAACAAACCUGCUCUGAAACGAGAAUUAGAAAAUAAACGAAAACAAAUAAACUUACGUCAAACAAAAAUUCCAUUAACAGAAGACGUAACUAAAUUCAAAGAAUAUUUGAUAGAGGAAGCAGACAAAUUUUAUAAAUCACUAAUUUUUAACGGAUUUAAUUUUGACAAUUGGAAAAGUUUGGCCGAAGUGUUAGUGUUAUACAUAGCUGUUUUCAACAGAAAGCAAAGUAGGGAGACUCACAAAGUAUUGGUGGACGACUUUUUAAGCAUGAUAAAACUAAGUAACACUUCUUUGCCUGAGACCUACGAGAACUUAAGCCCAGAAGAAAAAAGUUUGAAAAAUGACAUCUAUAAAUUAACACUCAGAGGCAAACUGGAUUCUGUUGUAACUGCACUGAUACCAAACAAAGUUAAGUUGUAUUUAGAUUACGUUCAUGACCAUAGAGAAGAUGCAGGUGUUUCAAAUGAUAAUCCGUACUUGUUUGGAAUUCCCGGAAUGAUGUCUGGAGAAAGAUUCAAAAUAUUAGAAACUUGUACGUUGAUGCGAAAAUACACAAAACUUGCACACCUUCAACAUCCAGAAACUAUUAGAACUACACUCUUACGAAAACAUUUAGCGACGCAAGUGUCAGCUAUGAAUUUAGAAGAUGCGAAACAAAAAACAGUGAUGGACUUCAUGGAUGAUCAAGAACAGACUCAUAAAAAGUAUUAUCGUCAAGAAAUUGUAACACAAGACUUAAUGUUGCAUGAGAAUUUGACUACAAAAAUUGCUGUUGAUGAAAACAAACAACCGGGGGUUUCACAUGAAAAAUCCUGUUCAUCGGAAAUGUCACAGACAUUAAAACACGUCAGUAGCACAAAAGUGACAAAUGCGAAUUUAAAUAUUAUAAAUGAAAGUAAUAAUUCCCAACCGGAAUCUGAUCUAGACAGCAGUAGUAGUUACAAGAUUGCUAGCGAAAUUUCAAAUGAUUCUGAACAAAUAAGAAAGGGAAAUAAGCAACGAAGAAAUAGAAUUAAAGCAUGUAGGUAUAUGUACAUUGGAAUGAACUAUAGGAUGUGGUCAACCCCGGAACGUCAAACAGCUAGACGUGUAUUAGGUAAUUUCAUUAAAAACCACACAGCUCCUUCAGAAGAAGAAUGUCGAAAUAUUCUACUUCAAGAACCCUGUCUCAAGAAUCGAACGCCACUACAGUUAAAAGCAUGGGCCUACAAUCAAAUUAAAAACGUUUACUAUCGAAAGGGACCCCAACAACGAAAGCGAUGGACUACGCCGGAGAAAGCCAUUGUAAGAAAUGUUUUUUCAAAUUACAUCAACCAGAAAACUUAUCCUUCGAGUGAAGAGUGUAGAAGAGUCUUAGAACUAAAUCCAGAAUUACAAGGCAGAACAGUACCUCAGAUAAAAAGUUUUUUACAGCAUGCAGCUACCAAACAUUAAUUUCAGUGUUAUUCUCUUGCUUCAAUAAAUCGAAUAAUUGUCAG